CACCAUUUUUGUAUUCUUUUGGGUUUAUUUCUAUGUAGGAAAAAAAAGAGAGAGAGAGCGAGGGGGGGGGGAAAAAGAAAAGAAAAGGCCCAAGAACCAAAAAAAAAAAAAAAAACUAUGAGUAAGAUAGUGGAGAAGAAGCAGAAGAAGAAGAAAGGGAGACCUUCUCUUUUAGAUCUCCAAAAACGGAACCUUAAAGAACAACAGCAAAAUCAACACAACACCAAAAUUAAUGAUUCUACCCCUCAAAUUACUCUUAAUUACGACUCUGCCACUGCCACUUCUCUCCGUCGAUCAACCCGCCGGCAUCGGAAUGACGAUGACGACGACGCCGACGAAGAAGAAGAACAAGAGCAGGGGGAGCAUGAAUUGGCCCGAAAAAAACGACGGGAGAAGAAGAUGAAGCUCGUUCUCAAGUUGCCUUCCUCGCAGCAAAAAUCGCCGGUUAAUUCCGAAUCCCGCGGCUCCGAUUCGAAUCGCGAGGACAGUAACGCGGGUUCGAGUCACAAGAAGAGGAAAAUCAAUUCAAUCGGGGACGGAUCCGGAAUUGCUGAUUCCAAAAAGGAAGAUAAGUCUGUUUCUGGUGCAAACCCCGCAAGUAAUAGCCAAGGUGGUCAGUUGGAUUCUGGACCCUCAACGGCUUUACCGGACAAAAAACUGUUACUGUUCAUUCUAGACAGGCUUCAGAAGAAGGACACUUAUGGUGUGUUUUCGGAGCCCGUGGAUCCUGAAGAGCUGCCAGACUAUCAUGAAGUCAUCGAGCAUCCUAUGGAUUUUGGAACUAUUAGGAAAAAACUUGCUAGUGGUGCUUAUGCCAACUUAGAACAGUUUGAGAACGACGUUUUCCUCAUAUGUUCAAAUGCGAUGCAGUAUAAUGCUCCUGAUACUAUAUAUUUUCGACAGGCACGAUCUAUACAAGAGCUAGCAAAAAAGAACUUUGAUAAUUUACGGCAAGAUAGUGAUGAUAAUGAAGCAGAGCCAAAGGUGAUUAGGAGAGGUAGACCUCCAACCAAACAUUUCAAGAAGCCGCCAGGCAGACCUUCCUUGGAGCGUGCUGCUUCAGAAUUUGCCUCAGAUGCCACCCCUGCUACUGGUCAAGAGAAUACCCUAUGGUCCAAUCAUGAUAUGAGGAGAGGACCUCUUGCUUCUGACAAGUCUAAUUUUGCAGAUUCGUCUGGAAAAUUUUAUGGUUCUCACAAUGAUGUUUAUUCAGGCUCAUUCACUGAAAACAAAUCUGACAGAAAUGAUGAAGGUAUAGGUUCUGUUUUAGUAGGUUAUAUGAUGAAGCAUGGAAAAAAGCAUUUUGUGCUGGAUGAGAAUAGACGUAACACUUAUAAUCCAUCAUCUGCUGCACGAGAGGCAUCCGUUCUGAAUACUUUUAAUGGAGAGAGGAAGCAGCUACUGACUCAGGUGGGGGUAUACUACGAGCAUGGUUACACACGAAGUCUAGCUCGAUUUGCUGCAAACCUUGGUCCAGUUGCCUGGAAAAUUGCUUCUAAAAGGAUAGAAAAGUGUUUGCCAGCUGCAGUAAAUUUUGGUCCUGGAUGGGUUGGGGAAAAUGAUAUUCCGGUACCCAGACCUUUACAGCUACCUUCUCUCUCGCUUCCACCAGGCCAGAAGACAUUUGGUCAAAAUUCAUACUCUUCCACUGAACCUUAUGCCCCGGAAACCCGAGAAGAUAAGCAAUCUGACAAGCCUGAAGCAGAUAAUUUGUCUGAGAAGCAUGUUCCUUCCGUCCAAUCCGUCUCAGGUGGCCAUUCAAGUAAACCUAUACCUGCUUCUGCCACUACUACAUCAUCCCUUUUAGCUGCUAAAAGAUCUCCGGAAUCAUGGAAUCAAAAGACUGAAGCCAGUGAGGGAUUUUCCAAUACUGGUUUUAACAUGACAAACAGCAGUGCAGGAGCAGGCCAACCGAGGCCUCCCUUCCCUAUUCAUCCUGGCAUGAAUGGAUAUAAUAAUGGUGCUUAUGGCUUUAACCUCCCAGCUCACAUGGCGAAACUAAUUGGGACUGCCAGGCCUCCUGGGUUCAGUUUCCAGUCAUCUCAGAGGCUUGACACUGUCUCGAGGAAUGCAACUAACUUCGCGCAUCCAGCAACCGCAAACUCGAACCCAAACGACCCUAAAUUAUCAGAAAAUUCAUGCACAAUGAAUCCCAGCUCUCCAUCACCAAAAUCCAGGUGCGAGACAGUGGCAACCCCGAGAUCAAGGAUUCAUCCACCACCAUUGUGGGAAGAAUUAUCUCCGCAUCAGAAACUGGAGUCCAUGUUAUCACCACAACAAAAACCAGAUUCAAGCUUGUCACCAAAACAGAAACCAGAUUCAGUUCCCCCAGAUCUUAAUAUCAGAUUUCAGUCACCCGGGUCACCAAGUUCAAGUCGAGCCGAUCCAGCUCACCCAGAUUUAGCUUUGCAGCUCUGAGCAUAAUCGAUAUCAUUAACUAUUUUUUCUCUUUCAAUUAAGUUAACCUUAGAAUGGUGAGGUGCAAAGCAGGUCCAGUUGAAUGGGAUCUGCUGAAGCUUAUAGAUUAUUGUUGUACAGAUCAGUGUAUUCUAAUUCCUAGGCACAUAAGCAAAAGUGGUUUCAUUGGAAGCCAUGAUUGUAGUCUUUAAUUCAUUCCUAGAUGAAGAUGAACAGGCUGUAUUUGACAAUGAACAUGAAUGCCAUGGACAGCAUAGAACAAUAUAUUAGACUCAACAAUUUGUGUAUUGUAUGGUGUUAUAAUGAUGUUUAAGAUGAUUUAUGAUAUGUUAACAAUUUAUAUUUUAUA
Molecule: messenger RNA, 2767 nt
Organism: Gossypium raimondii (Peruvian cotton)
Lineage: Eukaryota; Viridiplantae; Streptophyta; Magnoliopsida; Malvales; Malvaceae
Exons: 9
Coding region: 118-2418 (766 amino acids)
Molecular function (GO): protein binding
Source: RefSeq, a predicted model, not a curated record